AUGCAAGCUCUGCGCUCUCUUCGACCGCUGCUGCGACGCCCUCCACAGCCAUGGCAUCGACAGGCAGCAGCGCUCGCUGCAAAACGCCCCGAGUUUCCGGAACAACUGGACUUGAAUAAUGCAAAGAUCCUCCGGGUAGUCGAGAAGAAGGUGGCGGAAAGGGCCAACCUGCUCAAGUCGGUCAAUGAAUCGUCGGGCCAUAAUGACAUUGCACGCUCGAAGCAACUGAAAGAGCUGGAACCACUCAAGGAAGCCUGGGACGACUGGUCGCAGACCCUCCAGCUCCUCAACGAAACCACCUCCCUCCUGCACGACGCCGACCCCUCCAUGCGCGCCCUCGCCGCCGACGAGCACGCCGAGCUCACCACCAAGCUCCAAGCGUACCUCACGCACACCUUCCCCGCCCUCCUCCUCUCCUCCUCCUCGCCCACCGCGCACCUGCACGCGCUCCUCGAGCUCAAGGCCGGCGUCGGCGGCUCUGAGGCGGCGCUCUUCCUGGCCGAGCUGCUGCGCAUGUACACGCGCUUCGCGGGCGCGCGCAGGUGGGCCGCGCAUGUCGCGAGCGCGAACAAGACCGACGAGGGCGGCGUGAAGGACGCCGUGCUCGAGGUGCGCAGCGCGGGCGCGUAUGAGUGGCUCAGGUGGGAGAGCGGCGUGCACCGCGUGCAGCGGGUGCCCGCGACGGAGGCCAGCGGGCGGGUGCAUACGAGCACGGUUGCGGUUGUCGUGCUGCCAUUGGUAGAGGAGGCAGAGCCCUCCCCCGCCGACGACCUCUUCAAAAUGGAAGACGUGAAGAUCGAGGUCAUGCGCGCCCGCGGCGCAGGCGGCCAGCACGUCAACAAAACCGAGUCCGCCGUCCGCCUCACGCACAUCCCCACGGGCAUCACCGUGUCUAUGCAGGACGAGCGCAGCCAGCACCAGAACAAACGCCGCGCUUUCCAAAUAUUGCGCGCACGUCUGAUGGACAUCCGCUUGACGCAGGAGAUGGCGCAGCGCCGCGACGCGCGGCGUAGCCUCGUGCGCACGGCCGACAGGAGCGAGAAGAUCCGGACGUACAACUAUGCGCAGGACCGCGUGACGGACCACCGCCUCGGGCUGUCGCUCAUGAACCUCGAGAGCGUGAUGGAGGGGAACGGGCUGGAGACGUUCGUGGAGGCGAUGAGGGAGCGGCAUGCGGAGGAGACGCUGGAGAUGAUGCUGGAGGAGCCGUAG
Molecule: messenger RNA, 1212 nt
Organism: Gloeophyllum trabeum ATCC 11539
Lineage: Eukaryota; Fungi; Basidiomycota; Agaricomycetes; Gloeophyllales; Gloeophyllaceae
Product: release factor
Exons: 7
Coding region: 1-1212 (403 amino acids)
Biological process (GO): translational termination
Molecular function (GO): translation release factor activity
Source: RefSeq, a predicted model, not a curated record